AUGGGUUUGCUGCUGGAGUGGGAGACGAUUAAACGCCACUUGUACUUGGUUGGUGAUAUCUCUUCUCUCUCCACCCAAGGCGUGAUUGAGGCCAUUCAGCGCCCACCUGCUCAACUGCCGCCAAGUUUUCAUGAACCCGGGCGGUGCAUCAUGUGCACUCAAUACUACAUCACCAAGAUUUAUCAGUGCGGAGACCGGUACACAGAAGACGUCAAUUUCGAGAGAUGCGGUAAUCCAUCUAAACCAAACCAUGAACUCAAGCGGCAAUCUUUAGGCACCAAGAGCGAAGAAAGCAAGUGUGGACGAUAUGGGUGCAGGAAACCUUGA
Messenger RNA from Pochonia chlamydosporia 170, 327 nucleotides. RefSeq lists its product as hypothetical. The transcript has 2 exons. NCBI's taxonomy places the organism in Eukaryota, Fungi, Ascomycota, Sordariomycetes, Hypocreales, Clavicipitaceae. The coding region runs from base 1 to 327 and encodes 108 amino acids. The record is from RefSeq and is a predicted model, not a curated record.